UGCGGUGCCACACGACAGAUAUAGGACGAAUGAUCCUUUGUCUCCCCCCUGCUUUGUGUCCUUUGCGGCUGGUAACCUCUCCUUCCUGCAAGAAUUUUCGGUUUGACAUCAGAAAUAUAGACUCAGACUACAGAUAAAAUGGAUCAGACAACACUCAAAGACCAUCUUCGACGAGGAAAAUUAGGAUUUAUUGGAGCCGGCAAAAUGGCUCAAGCCAUUGCAGAUGGCUUAGUUAGUAAAGGUUUAAUUUCUCCUAGUGCUAUUUUUGCUUCUGCUCCUUCUGACAGUAAUUUGAAGUCUUGGAGAGACAAACAGAUGAACACGACACAUUCUAAUGAUGAAAUUGUUAAAAACUGUGGUACUAUAUUCUUGGCUGUCAAACCACAAUAUUUGAAUGAUGCACUUAGUCAAAUAUCUGCUUCCAAAGAACUCUCAAUGGAUCGUCUUUUUGUCUCAGUAAUUGCGGGUAUUUCUACAAAGUCUCUUGAAGAGAUUGUCUGUAGACUGAUCCCAUCAUCCCGAGUUAUAAGAGUAAUGCCAAACACCCCGAUGCUUGUUGGAUCUGGGUGCUCAGUUUUCUGUGCAGGAAGCACUACUAUCAAACAAGAUAUUCUUCUUGUGAAUGCAAUGUUGUCUGAGCUUGGUUUGUGUGUAGAGGUAAAGGAAAGUUUGAUUGGUCCCGCUGGGGCUCUUUCUGGGUGUGGGCCAGCUUUUAUGUACUUACUAAUAGAGGGCUUAGCUGAUGGUGGUGUAAAGAUGGGAGUACCGCGAGAUCUCGCUCAACUCCUUGCUGCUCAUACUAUGGCAGGUGCAGCUCAAAUGGUUCUGCAGACAGGACGCCAUCCAGGUCAGCUCAAAGAUGAGGUUUGCUCACCAGGGGGAAGUACCAUUGCAGGUGUCAGAGCAUUAGAAGACCGCGCCGUCAGAUCUGCAAUGAUGGCUGCAGUGGAAGCAGCUACACUUAGAAGCGCAGAACUUGGGAAUAAGUAAUUGGUACUAUUCCAGCUUGCAAAAGUUUUCAAUACCAGUCCCUUGGACACCUGAUGUUGACUUAAAGGUUUUACUUUCUGUACAUUACAUUCCAACAAUUACUUCUUAUCAGAGAAUCUCACCAGCAAGAUUUUUAUCACUUAUAAUGUAUUGAUGUGUGUUCCAAAUUCAAUGACAAUAAAUCUCACAUUUCAGAUCUGA
Molecule: messenger RNA, 1191 nt
Organism: Frankliniella occidentalis (western flower thrips)
Lineage: Eukaryota; Metazoa; Arthropoda; Insecta; Thysanoptera; Thripidae
Product: pyrroline-5-carboxylate reductase 3
Exons: 8
Coding region: 139-990 (283 amino acids)
Biological process (GO): L-proline biosynthetic process
Molecular function (GO): pyrroline-5-carboxylate reductase activity
Source: RefSeq, a predicted model, not a curated record